AUGGAAGACGCGGUCGAUGUCUCAGCAGCCUUGCAGACACUCGCAGAGCAAGUCCGUACGCGCCGCAUCGAUCAAGAUGGUCAAGAGGAAGCCUAUGCCAAGGUUGCUGUGCUUCUCACCUUGCUACGCCGCUGUAAUCGCCAAGCACACCUCGAUGCGCGCACUAUGAAGCAACAGACAGCGGCGCACAAGUCGCGGCUUGAUCAGCUUCAGCUAGACUUGCAAGGUCUCUACUACCAGCAACGACACCUGAGGCAAGCUGUUGCGCGGUGUAAAGAAGCGCCGCAUAGCUAUGCUGAGAUUCAGUGCCAGUCGGACGAUAUCUUGUUUGCUGCUCAGCCGGCAUUGGCAGAAUUAGAUCAACAAUCAAGAGAGGUGAUGGAGGCGAGGCUGCGAUUCGAGCUAGAGACGCGUGCUGCAUUGGAAGGAGAGCGGAAGGAACUGGGCGUGCAGAAACAGGCACUCAUGACGGAGAAUAGGCAGCGAAGACAAGAUCUUGCCGCGUUGGAGAGACAGCUGGAUGCAUUUGUUGAGAGUGCAGAGACGCUGUCCCAGACGCUGCAGAAGGAGUAG
Molecule: messenger RNA, 573 nt
Organism: Protomyces lactucae-debilis
Lineage: Eukaryota; Fungi; Ascomycota; Taphrinomycetes; Taphrinales; Protomycetaceae
Product: Fms-interacting protein-domain-containing protein
Exons: 1
Coding region: 1-573 (190 amino acids)
Biological process (GO): positive regulation of DNA-templated transcription, elongation; mRNA export from nucleus
Cellular component (GO): THO complex part of transcription export complex
Molecular function (GO): mRNA binding
Source: RefSeq, a predicted model, not a curated record